Messenger RNA from Papilio xuthus (Asian swallowtail), 743 nucleotides. RefSeq names its product GNAT family N-acetyltransferase vnc (gene vnc). Gene Ontology annotation, biological process: N-terminal protein amino acid acetylation. The transcript has 4 exons. Gene Ontology annotation, cellular component: NatA complex. The record is from RefSeq and is a predicted model, not a curated record. Gene Ontology annotation, molecular function: protein N-terminal-serine acetyltransferase activity; protein-N-terminal-glutamate acetyltransferase activity. NCBI's taxonomy places the organism in Eukaryota, Metazoa, Arthropoda, Insecta, Lepidoptera, Papilionidae. The coding region runs from base 182 to 715 and encodes 177 amino acids.
GUUUACUUGCACGUACACCUGUCUCCAAUAAGUGCCAAAAUGGCGCUGUUCGCUUUAUCUCAUUAGACACAGUAGUCGUAGUUAUCUCACAUAACUUCCUUUGUUAUGGCUUUGUUAACUAUUAAAUUUUAAUAAUUGACGAGAACGUCGCAUUCUACAUUAUUCCUGAGUUAAUGUCAAAAUGAACAUUCGGUGUGCACGUCCAAGCGACCUUAUGAAUAUGCAGCAUUGCAAUUUGCUGUGUCUACCUGAGAACUAUCAGAUGAAAUAUUACUUCUAUCAUGGUCUCUCUUGGCCACAACUGAGCUAUGUAGCUGAAGAUGAAAAAGGGCACAUUGUAGGCUAUGUGCUGGCAAAAAUGGAGGAGGAUGGAGAAGAUAAUCGUCAUGGACAUAUCACUUCCUUAGCAGUGAAGAGAUCACACAGGCGACUUGGUCUUGCACAAAAACUUAUGAACCAAGCUUCACUGGCUAUGGUUGAAUGUUUCCAGGCGAAAUAUGUAUCACUUCAUGUGAGAAAAAGCAACAGAGCUGCUCUCAAUCUUUACACAAACUCUUUAGGUUUUAAAAUUCUCGAAAUAGAACCUAAGUAUUAUGCGGAUGGCGAGGAUGCAUUCUCUAUGAUGAGGGAUCUUAGUGCUUUUGCUGCAGAAAACAAGACGGAUGGUGAUAAUCUGGAAAUUAAGUCUGAAUCCGCUAUAGUGUCACAGUGUUAAAUGGAAUCAUUAAAUAUUUGACAAGCAA